Penicillium robsamsonii is the source of this 576-nucleotide messenger RNA. RefSeq lists its product as uncharacterized. The record is from RefSeq and is a predicted model, not a curated record. The transcript is spliced from 3 exons. NCBI's taxonomy places the organism in Eukaryota, Fungi, Ascomycota, Eurotiomycetes, Eurotiales, Aspergillaceae. The coding region runs from base 1 to 576 and encodes 191 amino acids.
AUGGGCGGACAGCUCUUUUUCUCCGAGCGCGAUGAAAAGGCGAAAGAGAAGCGUCGACUCCUUAGAGAGAAGAAUGGCUUCGUCCCCGGAGCACACAAGGAGGAAGAUUCCAUUCGAAACAAAAACAAAAAACUUCCUAAGACAAAGAGGUUACAUCAAGAGAAAUUGGGACUUUGGCUCGAGUACGUUGAGAAAAAUGCCGGCCAAAUCGUUGCUGACUUUUUCCCAGCUUCACGGCAGAUCCCGAAAAUGGAUAUCAGGAUUAUAAAACCUUUGAGGGGUCGACUUACCGAGGGCAAAGAGCCAACUGUGAGGUCUGCUCAGGCGUGGGCUGAGCAGUUCUUCGGUGGUUUCGCUGAAUUUACCAAAACCGAAGUCAUUCCAGAGGAUCGAACGGAAGUCUACCAAUGGAUCAGGAAUACCUUAACGGUAGAUAAAGUUGUUGUGAAUAAGAAAAAGCAGAAAUAUAACUUUACAAAGGACGACUUUUUGAAAGUCGUCUCCUCGAUAUGGCAAAUUGAUCAUAAGAAAUUCAUUCCUGGGCUGAUCAAAGUUAACAUACUAUUUGCUCUUUAA